Molecule: messenger RNA, 477 nt
Organism: Aspergillus wentii DTO 134E9
Lineage: Eukaryota; Fungi; Ascomycota; Eurotiomycetes; Eurotiales; Aspergillaceae
Exons: 2
Coding region: 1-477 (158 amino acids)
Source: RefSeq, a predicted model, not a curated record
AUGGCCCGCUUCGCUCUUUCCACCCUCGCCGUCUACGUCUGCCUGGCCCUCACUGCCACGGCUCUGCCUAUGAACGACAACCCUGGCAACACUGUUGGUAACGCUGCCGCCGCCGACACUGCUAAGGGGGCCCUUAUGGACGCCGCCGAAAUGAUGGAUGUCAUGAAAGCAAGCGAAAACCAGAACCAGCAGAACGGCCUCAACUUCCCUCAGACCAACGACAAGGACACCAAGGAGCCCACGCCCUCCAAGGAGGAUGACAUGGCCAAGAAGAACUCCGAGAUGGAGUCUUCCAAGGAGACUAAGAACAAGAUGGCUCAGACUCCCCAGACCCCCAGCGGUACCACUCCCCAGGCUUCGCCUGCCGCCGCCAGCACCAGCGCCUCUCCAACCCCCCAGGGCACCCACAAGACCGACAGCCCUCUGGCCGGUCUCCCAGUUGUCGGUGGUCUCUUGAGCGGUGGUGGCCUUAUUUAA